GUGCUGCUUGUCUUUGGUGGCUGGUGCGACGGCGAGGGUCCUAGGGCGGCCGCUCAGGUCUACAGUCCACGUACCAACACCUGGACCCUGUGGACUGAGAACGGAUGCCAGACGCAGGCACCGAUGCCCAACUGGUUGUUAUCGCAGACGACAGGACUGGAACAACAGCCGAAGGAGUUGGUCAGCCUGCCCAUCUCUUCUGAGGCCAUCUUGUCGCCCAGUUCUCCCUCUUCGCCGUCGCAGAUGGCAGGACCGCUACCGUCGCAAGUUGGCACGACGGAUCAGAGCCAGCCGGGCCUGGAGCCGAUGGGAUCAGCGAAUGCUGAAAUAGCACCGCCCAUUCGGUCAAGUCUACAAAUGGCCCUCACGAGUGUCAGGGAUCUGGUGCCAUUGACCAAUUAUUCUCCCGGCCGCCUGGAACCGACCGUCAGCCCGGGCCACAGGAUCGCUGCAGAGGCGAGCAUGGCGUCGGUCAUGCGGGUGAAUAGAGGAACGGCAGAUGCUGGAUCACCGCACAUGAUUGGUGAAAUUCCGAAGCGUGUGUAUGCCGGCUGUGUGCUUGUGGAGUCGAGGGUCUACCUGAUCGGUGGAUUCGACGGAACAAACGCACUCAAGUCUACACUUUGCUUCGACUUCGACACUGACUCUGGGUGGUAG
Protopolystoma xenopodis is the source of this 657-nucleotide messenger RNA. NCBI's taxonomy places the organism in Eukaryota, Metazoa, Platyhelminthes, Monogenea, Polystomatidea, Polystomatidae. The record is from the annotation of a GenBank genome assembly.